AGGGGAUGCGGGGGGGUGGGAAGGGGGAGGAAGGAAGGUAAGUGUUAUUGGAUACAGUGACUCUCCCCCAGCAAUCUGAUGGCCUUUGUGACGCUAAAUGAUACUUCUUGGUGCCAGGGUCUAGGGCGGGAAGAACAGAGCGGCCCAACUGCGCAGGGGCGCCCCCGGGUCUCGGGGGCGAUGUUCACCAGCAAGCUCUUCACCCUGGUGGUGGUGGUGCAGCCCCAACGGGUGCUGCUGGGCAUGAAGAAACGUGGAUUCGGGGCCGGGCGAUGGAAUGGAUUCGGGGGCAAAGUGCAAGCCGGGGAGACCAUAGAGCAGGCAGCCCACAGGGAGCUGCUGGAAGAGAGUGGAUUAAUUGUAGACAACUUGCAGAAGAUGGGUCAGAUCACCUUUGAGUUUGUAGGCAACUCUGAGCUCAUGGAAGUCCACAUCUUCCGGACGGACAGCUUUCAUGGGGAGCCAACAGAAAGUGAUGAAAUGCGUCCACAGUGGUUUCAGCUGGAUCAGGUGCCUUUCAGUCACAUGUGGCCAGAUGAUGUCUACUGGUUUCCCCUGUUGCUCCAAAAGAAGUUGUUCAUUGGCUAUUUUAAGUUCCAAGGGCUAGACACUAUCCUGGAGUACACACUGAAGCAGGUGGAGGAGGUAUAAAAAGGAAGAGCAGCAUUCCACUGUCACCAAAUGGAAUACGCCAUUGCCUAUAUUGGGCAAGGCCCCAACUAGUAGGUGUGAACCAGCCACUGCUGUGACUGCUUUAUGCAAUGCUCUCCUUUCUUAACAGAGACUUAUCCACUGGAUGGGUGAAGGAGAAAACAGUGACUUUUCUCUUGCGGGAGAUGAAAAUAUUUCUUGUGCUGGUGCAGUUCCAAGGCAUGGCUUAGUAAUGACUCCCAUAAUUCAAACCUGUCCCUUCUCCUGUAAUAAUUAGCUCAAUAAUCAGUUCCUUUUCAUUUGGACCUCUUUUACAUUAAAAACCCUAAAAUGAGGAUAGCAUGUCUCAUCUGUUUUAUGUUCCAGGGAAGCAACACAAUGAUUUCUGAAAGGCCCUUAAAAACUGUCCAGAAGUAGAACUGCCCGCAAACAGCACAGAGACUGGUGUGUGCUAAUUAACAACUUUCUUCACAGGCUACAGCACUGCCACUAGUGCUUCCUUUAGUUCUCAUCCCCUUCCAUCCUAUAUACUGGGACAGUGUGUUGCUCCCUCUUAUUCAGGGCCACUGAGGCUGGAGCAUUUUGUGCAUGGCUCUAGUUCUGUUCCCCUCAAGGCAGCAGGAGGUUGUGGCAAUUGGUAAAAGAAAGCACUGCAAGUGCUUAGCAUUGCUUAGGCCCUGCCCUGGUUCUCAUUUCUCUUGCUAUGAACCUUUACUAUUUAUUCACUGCUUAAAGGGUUGUUAAUGGUCCCUCCAGCACAGCUUUUCCUGUGAUCAAGGGAAAACGUGCAAUAAAAGCUUACAACCUCGAGCAGGAGCUUUCUAAUACGUUUCACCCCAGGACAGCAGCAGGUGAGCUGUAGGGCUUGGGUGUGCUCCAAACUCAGCAUACAGGGCAAUGAGUUUAAUCAGUCCAUACCAGAAAUAAUGAUACCGCUGUUAAUUUCUUGUACACGAUUUUUUUAUUUGUCUUACAAAUGCAUAUUUUUAAACACAUUUGGAGAUACAUUUCAAGAUUCUAAUAUAAUCUGUAAACAUUUCCAGUC
This is a messenger RNA of Pelodiscus sinensis (Chinese soft-shelled turtle), 1696 nucleotides long. RefSeq names its product nudix hydrolase 1 (gene NUDT1). NCBI's taxonomy places the organism in Eukaryota, Metazoa, Chordata, Testudines, Trionychidae. The record is from RefSeq and is a predicted model, not a curated record. Gene Ontology annotation, molecular function: 8-oxo-7,8-dihydroguanosine triphosphate pyrophosphatase activity. Gene Ontology annotation, biological process: DNA protection. Gene Ontology annotation, cellular component: cytoplasm.